UUAUACACAUACGAGGUACCAAUAAAAACAUACUAUUUCUCGCAUUGAAUCCUACGGUCAUAACAGUCCCAAGUGUAGCAUGUAGCUAGUUGGAUAGUGGUAAUUCCUAUUCGUCACAUCUUUCACUCACCCCGCUCCACCAAUCAAAUUUUUCAAAACAUCAAACUUAGUGUCGGUGCCGAGAAUAGUAACUCUCGUGCGAUUCGCGAUAAGAUAAGUCAGUGGCCCUCCUUCUACGCAGUGUGACGUUCUACUUAGCUGUGAUAUCAUAGGCCCAAGUCGUCGGGCUAAGCUGAUGUUCAGAAGGUCGCGCAACGAUGCAGCCAACAACAGUCGAGGUGACCGACGUAGAUCGGAUCAAUUUGGGUAAAAUUCCGGUCAGUGUCUUGCGGCAGGCCACUUUCAAACUGCUGGCCGUGCUGCUCAACAAGAAGAAGAUAUUCAAGUCCGAGGACGGGUACUACCGCGACUGGCGGGGGCUGUUUCAGGCGAUCCCGCUGGAGAAUCACUACAUAGCGGAGGUUGAGGCAGAUGCGGAUCCGUGUAAGAAGAUUUUCGAGCUUUGGAAGAUUAAGGCGACGAAGGAGGGCAAAGCUCCCAGUUUGCUGGAGUUGCAGAACAUUCUCGGGAUCAUCGAUCGGUGGGACGUUGUCGACGACAGCAACAAGUUGUUUCGUGAAGAUGCCGAGCAGUAUUUGACUGAGAAGCAAAGAGUUCACCUACCGAUUAGUGCAAAUCAACUGAUAGAAACGGAACAGUUGUCCAACAAUCAACAGGUUGCUGACGACGAUAUUAUCACUAAAGAUGACACCAUCUAUAAAAAGCAGAUUUACGACGCGUUCGUACUGUUCGCUGAUGCCGACAUCGAAUUUGCGUCCAAAAUUGUCCACAAAAUGGAAGAGAGGAAUCUUAAGCUGUGCCUUAAAGAUCGUGACGUCCUUGCGGGAAUAUCCUUCGAGCACAACGUGCUAGUCAAACUCAUCUCGGAACGUUGCAAUCGCUUAAUAGUGGUGUUUUCAAAAGAAUUCCUCAAAAGUCCCCUGAACGAAUUCGUAGUCACGUACGCACAAGCGAUGCAAAUUGAGCAAAAGCUGCGCAAGAUAUUGCCCUGCGUUUACGAACGAAUCGAGUUGCCACCGGCGCUAAAGUACACGACCAUCCUGGACUACAAGCGCUCCGAGCACCUGUUCAACUACUGGGACAAGCUGGAAAGCUCCAUCAAAGUGAGGAAAGAUCCGCCGAAGCCGGUGGAAGUCAAAACCCCAUCCGCCCCAGCGAUGUCCGUCCCAGAAAUCAAAGUCGACCCCAUUGACGAACCGGUUGCCCCAAAACGCAAACCCCAACCACAAACCCAACCCCAGUUACCUACGACGACGGUGGCCCUAACACCGCCCAGUGAACCGACGCUCAAAACCAAGUCCGUCUCGCUGCGGGACAUCAGCGCCACGAUGAAUCGACUGCUGAACAGCAAAUCGGCGGAAACGUCGGCCAGCACGUCGGAACUGUGCGUGAAACCGGAGAAAAAGGAACGCAAGCUGCUGGACCGGCUCAAGAUUGGCCGCCUGAUGCCGAAAAAGUCUGGCGAGAGUAAAUCCAAGAAGAAAAAGCUGGCGGAAGCCAGCUAGUACACUGGUGGUGCCUUGAGUGUUUGACGAACGGAAAAUGUCAAUUGCGCAAUUAAAUCAAAUAUAAUUGAUUAAUAUAUUUGGACAGAUUUACGCAUCUAAGCUUCCAGUUGUUGAUAUGCUGUUUUAAAUUUUA
Culex quinquefasciatus (southern house mosquito) is the source of this 1761-nucleotide messenger RNA. It is a transcript of the gene Myd88, whose product is annotated as myeloid differentiation primary response protein MyD88. The coding region runs from base 318 to 1625 and encodes 435 amino acids. The transcript has 3 exons. The record is from RefSeq and is a predicted model, not a curated record. Gene Ontology annotation, molecular function: Toll-like receptor binding; TIR domain binding. NCBI's taxonomy places the organism in Eukaryota, Metazoa, Arthropoda, Insecta, Diptera, Culicidae. Gene Ontology annotation, cellular component: plasma membrane. Gene Ontology annotation, biological process: defense response to Gram-positive bacterium; innate immune response; MyD88-dependent toll-like receptor signaling pathway.